UGUUCAGAAGUAGGCGUCCCUGUAGCUGUUUCUUACUGUCGACUGUGAAUCGUUGCCUGUCGAACUCGGUGAAUUUCUUCAGCUUUCUCAGGACGGUUUGGUGAAAUGGCAGUGGAUGUAGAUGCAGAGCAGGACUUUGCAUCCAAGAAGAAGAAACCUUCCAAUGAUGAAGAUAAGAGGAGAGAGAAAAUUGUGCCUGGGAGUCUCCAGAAAGCAUUAAUGAGGCCUGGUGGUGGCACUGCAAAACCUGCUGAUGGUGAUCAGGUCAUAUUUCAUUGCACAGUUCGAACGCUUGAUGGAGUUAUUGUUGAGUCCACAAGAUCACAGUAUGGAGGAAGGGGUAACCCAACGAGGCUUGUCUUGGGGAAAAGCAAGAUGAUUCUGGGAUUGUUGGAAGGAAUUCCCACCAUGUUGAAGGAUGAAAUAGCAAUGUUCAAGAUGAAACCUGAAAUGCACUAUGGCGAAGCUGAUUGUCCGGUUGCAGUUUCAGGGAGCUUUCCCAAGCAUGAUGAACUUCAUUUUGAGAUUGAACUGAUAGAAUUCUUCAAAGUGAAGGUCAUCAGUGAGGAUUUGGGAGUUCUGAAGCAGGUUUUAAAUGAAGGGCAGGGGUGGGAAUCUCCUAGGGAACCUUAUGAAGUAAAAGCUAGGAUUUCUGCAAAAACAGGAGAUGGAAAAAUGAUUGUAUCACACAGUGAGGGCGAACCUGUUUUCUUUACUUUUGGAAAAGCUGAGGUACCAAGAGGGCUUGAGAUGGGAAUUGGAACAAUGGCACGGGAAGAGAAGGCAAUAAUAUUUGUUACCAAACGUUACUUGACUCAUUCCCCCCUUUUGCCAGAGGUGGAAGGCUUUGAUGAAGUUCAAUUUGAAGUGGAGUUAGUCCACUUUAUUCAGGUGCGAGACAUGCUUGGUGAUGGCCGCCUUAUAAAACGUCGAAUUCGUGAUGGAAGAGGUGAGUUUCCUAUGGAUUGCCCUCUUCAUGACAGUCUUCUACGCGUCCAUUAUAAGGGCAUGCUUAUGAAUGAAGAAAGGAGUGUGUUUUAUGACACUAGAGUUGAUAACAAUGGUCACCCUUUGGAGUUCAGCUCAGGAGAAGGACGUGUUCCUGAGGGCUUCGAAAUGUGUGUUCGUCUGAUGCUCCCUGGGGAGAUGGCUCUUGUCACGUGCCCCCCAGAUUAUGCAUAUGACAAGUUUGCAAGGCCUGCGGAUGUUCCUGAGGGUGCUCAUGUUCAGUGGGAAAUUGAACUUCUUGACUUCAAAAUGCCGAAGGAUUGGACUGGUUUAAACUUCAAAAGUAUAAUGGAUGAAGCAGAAAAGAUAAAAAACACGGGGAAUUGUCUCUUCAAGGAAGGAAAGUAUGAGCUUGCUAAAGCAAAGUAUGAGAAGGUGCUUCGGGAAUUCAAUCAUGUUAAUCCACAAGAUGACGAGGAAGGGAAAAUAUUUUUAAAUUCAAGAAAUUCAUUACAUCUAAAUGUGGCUGCAUGCUAUCUAAAGAUGGGAGACUGCAGAAAAUCAAUUGAGGCUUGUAACAAGGUAUUAGAUACAAAUCCUGUACAUGUCAAAGCUCUAUAUCGACGUGGUAUGGCACACAUGGGAGCUGGAGAUUUCCAGGAUGCUAGGGAUGAUUUUACAACGAUAAUAAGCAUCGACAAAUCUUCAGAACCUGAUGCAACAGCUGCUCUUCUUAAGCUAAAGCAGAAGGAGCAGGAAGUUGAUCGAAAGGCACGGAAACAAUUUAAAGGAUUGUUUGACAAGAAGCCAGGAGAAAUAGCAGAUGUCACAAGUGAUGCUAAAGAGGACCAAAAUCCAGAGGAUGAGAAACGUUCAAGUGGUGAUCAAACUAAUUCAGAUGAGGACAAUGAAGAGGAACCUCAUAAAGCUGCAGGCCCUGUGCCUCCAAUGGGUAUAUUCUCCCGAUUUUGGCCUGCUGGCAGAAGAAUCUUCACGGCUCUUGGGCUAGAUGGGUGUACCAUUUUGUGAUGCCAUGUCAUUUUGGCAUCACGUUUCCAAAAUUUUCUAGGAUCGUUCCCUUGCCGAGUCAACUUGGCUCCAGCAGUUGUGAGCCAAGGUGCUUGAACAAAUUUAAGUUGUCAAAGGUAAAAAGGAAUUGCAAAUAUUGUCAUACCAGGGUCAAUUUGGAGUUGAAAUUUCUGGUAAUUGCAGAAUCAUGAAUCACAAGAUUUCUUUCUGUAG
Telopea speciosissima is the source of this 2190-nucleotide messenger RNA. RefSeq names its product peptidyl-prolyl cis-trans isomerase PASTICCINO1. Bases 106 to 1977 code for a protein of 623 amino acids. The transcript has 20 exons. Gene Ontology annotation, molecular function: protein binding; peptidyl-prolyl cis-trans isomerase activity. NCBI's taxonomy places the organism in Eukaryota, Viridiplantae, Streptophyta, Magnoliopsida, Proteales, Proteaceae. The record is from RefSeq and is a predicted model, not a curated record.